This is a messenger RNA of Cricetulus griseus (Chinese hamster), 1230 nucleotides long. NCBI's taxonomy places the organism in Eukaryota, Metazoa, Chordata, Mammalia, Rodentia, Cricetidae. The record is from RefSeq and is a predicted model, not a curated record.
GUGUCAGAGAGAAAGAUGAGAACCCAUCAAGUGUUCCCCUUGCCCCUGCUCCUGCUGAUUGCCUCAGUGGCUUCCGAGAACGCCAGCACAUCCCGGGGCUGUGGCUUGGACCUUCUUCCUCAGUACGUGUCCCUGUGCGACCUGGACGCCGUCUGGGGCAUCGUGGUGGAGGCAGUGGCCGGGGCUGGGGCCCUGAUCACACUGCUCCUGAUGCUCAUCCUCUUGGUGAGACUGCCCUUCAUCAAGGACAAGGAAAAGAGGAGGCCUGUGUGCCUCCACUUCCUCUUCCUGCUGGGGACCCUUGGCCUCUUUGGGCUGACGUUUGCCUUCAUCAUCCGGAUGGACGAGACAAUCUGCUCCAUCCGACGCUUCCUCUGGGGUGUCCUCUUCGCGCUCUGCUUUUCCUGUCUGUUAAGCCAGGCAUGGCGGGUGCGGAGGCUGGUGCGCCAGGGCACAAGCCCAGCCGGCUGGCAGCUGGUGAGCCUGGCACUGUGCCUGAUGCUGGUGCAGGUCAUCAUUGCCACCGAGUGGCUGGUGCUGACCGUGCUGCGUGACACGAAGCCAGCCUGCGCCUACGAGCCCAUGGAUUUUGUGAUGGCACUCAUCUAUGACAUGGUGCUGCUGGCCAUCACCCUGGCGCAGUCCCUCUUCACGCUAUGUGGCAAGUUCAGGCGGUGGAAACUGAAUGGAGCCUUCAUCCUCAUCACUACCUUCCUCUCUGUGAUCAUCUGGGCGGUGUGGAUGACCAUGUACCUCUUCGGCAACUCGAUGAUUAAGCAGGGAGAUUCCUGGAGCGACCCCACCUUGGCCAUUACACUGGUAGCCAGUGGCUGGGUUUUUGUCGUCUUCCACGCCAUUCCAGAGAUCCACUGCACCCUUCUCCCACCCUUGCAGGAGAACCCACCCAACUACUUCGAUACUUCACAGCCCAGGAUGCGGGAGACAGUGUUUGAGGAGGAUAUGCACCUGCCUCGGGCCUACAUGGAGAACAAGGCUUUCUCAAUGGAUGAACAUAAUGCAGCUCUUCGAUCAGCAGCGGGCUUUUCCAAUGGAAGCUUGGGGAAAAGAUCCAGUAGCAACCUGGGAAAUAACCCCAGCAGCAUAGGAAGCCGAUCCAUCGUACCAUUCAGAAGCAAUGUGUAUCAGCCGACCGAGAUGGCUGUCGUACUCAAUGGCGGGACUGAAGUGGCUGCCCACCCCCGCUCUCUGGAGUCCUUUGGAGCUUUCUGA